Molecule: messenger RNA, 1344 nt
Organism: Mauremys reevesii (Reeves's turtle)
Lineage: Eukaryota; Metazoa; Chordata; Testudines; Geoemydidae
Gene: HDHD3
Product: haloacid dehalogenase like hydrolase domain containing 3
Exons: 2
Coding region: 243-965 (240 amino acids)
Source: RefSeq, a predicted model, not a curated record
GGAGAGCUAACCUGGCAACGGGAGACUAACCCAUGGCUGUGAGAGCAGAUAACGAAUUACCGCUACCUUCGUGUAACAAAGGGAGCUUAAAGCUGUAUUGCCUGGUGCUGGAGGUGACUGAUGAGAUGGUCCGGAUGAGCAUCUCCCUCCGCAGAUCACUCACUGCUUGCUGAGUGUUUUGCCUUAAUAGAGAGUUAGACCCAUCGGCUGCGUUCUCCUCGCUCCUCAGCCUCAGUGAAGCAAUGCUUCGGCUCCGGCUCUUGACGUGGGACGUGAAGGACACGCUGCUCCGGCUCCGGCACCCAGUAGGAGAGAAUUACUCUGCUGCAGCCCGAGUUCACGAAGUUCAUGUACAGCCUGAGGCGCUCAAUAAAUCUUUCCAUCAGGCAUACAAAGCCCAGAGCAAGCACUUCCCCAACUAUGGCCUGAACCAGGGGCUAAGCUCCAAGCAGUGGUGGGCGGAUGUUGUCAAACAGACCUUCAGACUCGCUGGUGUCCAUGAAGACAGGCUCCUCGCCACCAUUGCAGAAAGUCUCUAUCAGGAGUUCUGCAGUGCACAGAACUGGGAGUUGUUACCAGGCGCCAGGGAGACUCUGAGGCAGUGCCACCAGCUGGGCAUCCGUAUGGCCGUAAUCUCCAACUUCGACAAGAGGCUGGAGAAGAUUCUGUCUCACUGCAACCUCAGGCACCAUUUUGAAUUUGUCUUGACCUCGGAGGAGGCUGGCUUUGCCAAGCCAGACCAGCGGAUCUUUCAGAAGGCGCUGCACAUUUCUGGGGUAGCCCCACAUCAGGCGGCUCACGUGGGGGACAGUUAUGUGAGGGAUUAUAAGGCAGCCAGAGAUGUGGGCAUGCACAGCUUCCUGCUCACGAGGGCCGGGCCUGCAAACAAUUGGGAGCUCAAGGUACCAAAGCAGCACGUCCUGCCUUCACUUACCCACUUGCUGUCUGUUAUCGAGAAGGGUUAACGGGGAAUCCCUCGCCUCUCCGCAGAGAUCACCAGGGACCAAACAGAUUCCUUACACCUUGUCGCUAGAAAGAGGGAUCAGUCGUGCUGCGGGGGGGCGGGGAGGAUUGGUUCUCCACCAGGUGAAUCAGGUCCUAAAGAGUAUCUGCACGUCCUGCUAUAGAGAGGGCCUAAGGAAACCCCUCUGAACUCAUUGAGAAGUACCUACUAGCACCAUCCACAACAGCACAUUAGUCAUCCAGUGCAAUAAACUGCUACAGAUACUCAGCACUUCUCUUCCUCUUUCUUCCAUAGCUCUCAAAGCACCUAACGGGGGAGGGGGGAUUAUCGUCAUUCUACAGGGGGGAACCGAGGGGUGAGGGCUAAGGUCACCCAGCACG